Messenger RNA from Paramecium sonneborni, 691 nucleotides. The record is from the annotation of a GenBank genome assembly. Lineage: Eukaryota; Ciliophora; Oligohymenophorea; Peniculida; Parameciidae.
GACAUUAUGGAUGAAGAAUUUAUAAAAGUAAUGCUUUAAAUAGAGGAAGCAUAUUAAAAUCUUAAUAAACAUUAAAAAAUAAGAGUUGAAGCAUGGACUAAGAAACUGUGUUAAGUGACUACAAAUGAAGUUUGGAAAAAGAAUAGAAAUCUAUAUGCUCGCAUUUUAUUAAAUUAAGUAUUAAAAGGAACACUUUCAGAACCUUUUGAUAAAAGACCACCUGAAGGUCCUUUACCAAAAUUGAAUAGAUAUCUUGUAUUAAGUGAUUAGAAGGAGAAUUCACGUCCAUUAACUACUAAUAAAAAAGACAGUCUUUGUUUUGAAUAAUAAUAACCAUAAUCAUAAUCGAUAGAGUGUCCUAAUCUAUAAGAAAAAAUGUUAAAGUUACUUAUAGAUUGUAGAUAAUAUUUGGAGAAAAGAACUGAUUAAGAAGUAUAAUUCAAAUUUCAUUUAAUAAAACUAGGCAAUUUUAUUAAAAGAAUAACAAGAUUAAUUCUUUGUCUAUCUAUAAGAGAUUAAUUAACCAUAUAUACUAGAAUAGAUAGAUGAGAAAACAGAAGAAAGUGAAGACUAAUAAAAGGACACAAUGCAAUUUUUACAAUAUUUAGAUAAUUUUGAAAAGAAAACUGAAAAAUUAAGAGUAGAAACUGAAAAAUUACUGCGUGGAAACAAUAUUUAAUAUAAUGUUUGA